Molecule: messenger RNA, 3714 nt
Organism: Macrosteles quadrilineatus (aster leafhopper)
Lineage: Eukaryota; Metazoa; Arthropoda; Insecta; Hemiptera; Cicadellidae
Exons: 4
Coding region: 163-3210 (1015 amino acids)
Source: RefSeq, a predicted model, not a curated record
UUGUAAAUGCUUGUGUUAGCCAACACAAUAGCGCUAGCGUCGCGGGAGAGCACUGAAGUUUGAGAAGAAGCCGCCAUGUUGUUCUGUUGCUCAUGUUCACUGUGCCUACGUGUAUGACUAUUGUUUAAAGAAUUUUAGAAGAUAAAUAACCAGCAGCCUACAAUGGAUGCAAAUGAAGAUAGCAGUACCGAGGAAGCUUUAAAGCAGCCUGCAAUGGAUGUUACAAAUGAAGAUGUUAGUUUUGACGAUGAAGCUUUAAGGAAAAAGCUGUUAAUUGCAAAACAGGAAGCAUAUGAAAGAAGAUUAAACGAUGACAAACUGAAAAAAGAGUUGCAAAAACAAGUAGCAAAAGAAAAAAGACGCCAAAAGAGAGAAAAAGAAAUGGAAGAAAAAAGAAGUGUGAGUGAGAUAUUAAAUCAGGACAAGGGGAAAAAAGAACUGAACCAACAAGCAAAGAAAGAAGGUUGUAAAAAGAGAGAAAGGGUAAUUGAAAACAAAAGAAGAAAUAUUGGAAUAUUAAAAGAAAGCAGUAUGCCUAGGCCUGAUGCAGCAGUUGAACCCAAACCAAAUAUGUGCAAAAGUAAAAGCAACAAACAAAAUAAUGGUGAGAGCACUGGGGUUUCAAAAAUGCCAAGACUUAAAGUAGGCAUAAAAAAAAAGGGAAAGGCCAAAAGUCUUGAGGAAAAAAGGAAAUAUGAGAGGGAGAAGAAAAGGAAGCAAAGAGAAAAAAUUAGAUCAGAUGCAGAUUUAUAUGCAAAAUAUCUAGAAAAUGAAAGAAUUCAGAACAAGAAGCGGAAAGAAACGGGAAAAAUAAAAUCAAUUAACGAAAUGUCAAAGAGAGAGCAAAGAGUUCAACGAAAAAAAUGGAGAGAAAAUUCAAUGCGGUAUGCACAAAGAAAAAAGAAAAGGGAAAGGGAGGAGGAAUUUAUGAGGGAAAAUAGUCCCCCGCCAGAAACUAUACUAUCACCAAAUUCAUCAGUCUCUUCAGCAAAUAAGAUCAGUGGUCGAAAAAAAGUAAGGAGAGAUAGAAGUAAAGUUGUGAGAGAACUUGAAAAAACAAAAAAAAUGUACAAAAGAUCUGUAGCUUUAGCUGAAAAGUGGAAAAAAAGAUACUAUAAAAAAAUGUCCAAAGUUGAGGCAUCUCCAAGUCCAAAGAAAAGGGUCGAAGCUACUAUUUCUAAAGGAAUUGCCGAAGUGAGAAAAAAACUCCUUUUUGCAGAAGCUUUAAAUAAACAACUACGUUCAAAAGCAAAACUUUUAAAAUCACACAGGGACAAACAAACAUUCUAUAAAUGUUUGUCAGGUACCACUUUGAAGAAGUAUAGAUGUUUAAAGGAAGCCAGAGGAUUUUUGAAAAGGUCAGAAAAAAAAUACCGGUGCAACAAUAGUUUGAGACAAUUUGAACGAAAAAAAAAAUCUACCAGCAUAGGCUACCUUCAAAAAAAAGCCAUUCAAAAGUUCCUUGAAGACGAUGACAAUAGUAUAGUCAGGCCUGGAAAGAAAGAUUUUAUCAGAAGGAAAAACAUAAAAAAACAGGCAAGGUACUUGCAAGAUACCCUGGAAAACCUGCAUGGUAAAUUUUGUGUCACAAACUUUAGAAUAUCAAAAUCGUCAUUUUACCGACACAGACCAUGGUGGAUUGUUGAACCUAAAAUGAGUGCUCGUGACACGUGUCUGUGUAUUGUACACGAGAAUAUGAAGUUUCUUCAUGCAAAGUUGAAACGACUGAAAAUCGUAAAUGAAAAUAAUGUGUCCGGUAUCAUUAAAAGUAUAUCUUGUGAUGCAUCAAACAAAGAAUGUAGCUACAGGGAGUGUGCCAGGUGUGAAAGCCAAACUGUAGUUUUUGAAAACCUAACAGACAUAGCAGAAGAUGAUGUUACAUGUUUCUACCAAUGGCGUAAGAAGAUCCAAAGUUGGAAUAAAAAGGGAAUAACUAUGUCUAAGAAAGUAACAGUUAAGGAGCAAGUCAGAUGCACAAUUGCUGAACUAAAACAACAGUAUAUUGAUCAAUUAAAUCUAUAUAAAAUACAUACAUAUAACAUCCAACAUCAGUCCACAGCCCUUAAGUGCCUAAAAGAACAUUUGAAGCCUAAUGAAAUUGUCAUCGUUGCAGACUUCUCAGAAAAUUACUCCUGUAAGUAUUCUGAGGAGGUCCAAAGUGCACACUUUGGAGGGGCUAAGGCAGAAGUAACGCUACACACUGGUGUAUUUUACACUAAGUGCAAUAUAAAGGGUAACCAAUUUGCUACGAUAUCACCAUCAAAGCGGCAUGACGCGUCAGCAGUUUGGGCCCACUUGACCCCAAUCUUAAAAGAAAUCAAAUCAAACCACCCCGAAACAAAUACAAUUCAUUUUCAAAGUGAUGGCCCUACAAGCCAAUACAGAAAUCGCUUUAAUUUCUAUUUAAUGAAAAAAAUAUUAAUCGAAAUUGGGAUUGAAAGAGCUACAUGGAAUUUCACUGAACCUGGCCAUGGGAAGGGGACAGCUGAUGGGGUUGGAGGCCAGCUGAAACGAAAAGCUGAUCAGCUGGUGUUACAUGGCCAUGACAUUACAUGUGCCACUGAACUAUUCAAAGAACUUGACCAAAACGCUUCCAAAGUAAAACUACAUUUUGUUCCGGAAGAAGAUAUCAAUCAAAUUGACCUGAAGAGAGGUAAAGAAGAAAAUAUUCAACAAAUAAAAAAUACAUUGAAGCUCCGACAGGUUGCCUGGAAUGCAGCAGAUCAAGAUGGUCUACAACUUAGACUGCUGUCUUGUUUCCAGUGUUUACAAACCUGUAAACACUAUAGCCUGACUCCAAAUUAUCAUUCAUUCUCCAAUGAUCAGACUACCAGUACUGGAAAAAUACGUAAAAGUAGGGGGAAAAAAACAGGCUAUGACCUACCGGCUGUACCUGAGAUGAUCAAUGGUGAAGAUAUUUCCACCGUAAUAACCGACGUUAAAGAAGAGUCAUGGGUUGCUGCGAUAUAUGAUGACAAUUGGUAUCCAGGCCAAGUUGACUCAAUGGAGGGCGAGAAAAUUACAGUUAAUUUUAUGAAAAGGGUUGGUGAUACAAGAUUCAUUUGGCCAACCACAAAAGAUCGACAAGAGCUCAUGAAGAAUGAGAUUUUGUGCUGCAUUGAGCCACCAUAUCCAAUCUCAGCCCGGCAUUAUACUAUUCCCAAUAUUCAAGCCAUAAACAACAAAAUGGAAUCUGUUCUUAAUCAAUAAAUUCAAUUUCAGAAACCAAUUUUAUUCAAUGAAGUGUCAAAUCAAACUGUCAAUUUGAUUUUAUAGUUAAACGUUUUUCUUUCAAAAAGUUGUUAAAUGUUAAACAAUUGUUCACCAGUAUUUCUUGACAAAAUUAUUUUUAUUACAUAAUGUUUUUAGAUCUUCAGAAUAUAUGCAAAUAAAACUAAAUAAAUCAGUUUUAUUCAAUAACCUUCAGUACGACUUCUCAUUACAGUCCCUGGUCAAUGUCACUACUGUCCCUAUGUGCUCAUCACUGUCCCCAUUUCUUCAUUACUGUCCCUCACAUGAAAUAAUUAGUUAGAGAAUUCAGAUUGUUUAUAAUAAUAACAUUUUACUAUGAAACUGUUAAUAAAGGAUCUAAGUAAUGAUUUCAUGUUAAUAAUAAAUUAAAUACCAGGCAAUACUCACCGCUGGGACGUUUAUAAAGUUGCAUAAUUGUAAUAUUUUUGAAACAGUUUGGUAAAAUGCAAAUAUGAAUGGUCA